Molecule: messenger RNA, 1444 nt
Organism: Alnus glutinosa
Lineage: Eukaryota; Viridiplantae; Streptophyta; Magnoliopsida; Fagales; Betulaceae
Exons: 2
Coding region: 583-909 (108 amino acids)
Source: RefSeq, a predicted model, not a curated record
AAUUCCUAGACUUCGAUCGGAGCUCAACUACAAACUCGUGGCCCACCAAGGAAUGUACUAAAAAUGUACGUGGCUCAGAUCAGCUCGUUUGGAGGUCCAUCCUCAAUUGCCACCGUUCACUACGAAGUAAUGAUUAAGGCGGCCUUUCCUAGGACGACCAUUCACAAGCUGACAGGCAUCGUGGAAACGACACCGUUACUUUACCAAGCAAAAAAAGAAUCAAAUUACGGUACUGCCACGUAUUCAGGGUUACUACAUCUCCGAAGAAGUGAGGACACGUGGCGCUAUCUCGUUGGGUUUCGCAAAAUCGGCGGGUGUACGAAAACAAAGAUACCUUCCACUUUCCCUUUUUAAGAAAGAAAAGAAUGAAGAUGAGGCUCGUUACGCCAUUACAUCAAAGCAUUCAGUCCAAUCCCAUUUUCGUAAUUAGACUCCGUAAUUAAUACCCAAAACAUUCUCAGGACUCAUUAGAUUUCUUCCAAGCCCCUCUAGAUCCGUUGCUUCCCUCUGCUUUCACUCCCAACUACCAAAGUCUCCCAAUUUUUCCUCUUCCCAAACUACCCCCAAGCUUGUACGCACCAGAUGGCGUUAUCUGACGCGGUUGUGGGGAACUUGACGACGAUCUACGUGGCGGUGAUAGCGGGGAUCAAGGCCUACGGGUUGGUCUGUGGGCGGAGCUUCGGUGCUGGGUUUGUGCUGAUCGUGUCCACCGCCGUGGUGGGCCUCAUCUUGAUCGGGACACUGACGUGGGACGUGUCACGCAAGGCCUCGUACGCGGUCUCGCGCGAGCACGUCCACAGCCACGAGAUGUGCAAGGGCGGUAUUUGCUGGCACGGGGUGGCGGUGAAGUCCCCGGCGUCGCAGGUCCGGUUUAGGCUCCCACAGCAAACCCAAAAUGGCCCUUUGUAAAAUGAAUUGCAUAGAAGGGAAAAGGGAAUAAAAGUAAUGGUUUUGUACACUACGCCAAUGUUUUCAUGAAGGAUGAGUGAGCGCACACGACUUAUCUUCACUGUGUUCGAGGCCGAGAACAUGCAACAUAACGGGGAGCGGAAGUGGCAUGAAAAUGGCGCAGUCGUUGUGUCUUAAAUAAGAUUUUUGGGCGACGACCUCUUUCAAAACAGUCCUAUUGAUCUAUCCCUUUAUACUGGGUUCGAAUUGUAACAUCACAAUUGGGGCCACUGCCCAGGCCACCCAUCAGACUAUGAAAUGGUCGGGACAGCUCUCAAUUUGGGGAGGAAUUGGUUGUGAUUUCGGUAGGUAUCGUAUCGAUUGGCAGCAAGAUACAAAAUGGUUCCUGGGAAGAUUUGUUUGUUUUCCUUGUUUCUCUCUUCUCGCUAAUGCUAGUCUGAUCUGAAUAUCAACUACUAGAAGAAACUUGAUGUUUUUCUAUUAGAAGGUCACCUUAAGGGAUGUAAAUAAAGGCUCUAAUUAAGGGGACCCCUUA